Molecule: messenger RNA, 945 nt
Organism: Galendromus occidentalis (western predatory mite)
Lineage: Eukaryota; Metazoa; Arthropoda; Arachnida; Mesostigmata; Phytoseiidae
Exons: 6
Coding region: 1-921 (306 amino acids)
Source: RefSeq, a predicted model, not a curated record
AUGGAUGAGAAACCUUCGACUUCAAAAUCUGGCGAUGACUUCACCUUCCGCCGUCCACUGACUCCGGAUGAGAUUUUGCUGCCCAUCACCGCUAUUGGAAAAUCCGAUGAUGGAAAGAAUGUUCCGCUCUCCUCCCUACCGGAAGACAUCGACCCGGUAGUGAGACAUAUUCUGAGCCUCCAAAAAUAUUUCGACGAUGUCUCCCAAACUCUCCAGGAGUCUUCCGAAGGUGAGGAGGGGGAAUGGGUACAUCCCAGGGUACCCGAGGAACCCGUAUCGCGAAACUGUACGCUACCGGGUCGAGGCCGCAAAAUCUCUGACGAUCUGCUCUGGGAGCUCGGUCAGAAUUGCGUGAAAGUGAUAGCUCAGAUGGUGGGCUUCUCCUCCGCGGAGGUGGACGCGCUGAAAAUGUUGGUCGGAGCCAUGUUCGGUCUCAUGUCGGAAAUUUGUCAUCAGUGGAGAGUUCGAAUGGACUCAACCGAUCGAGAGGAAUGUCCUGGGGAAGACGAAGCCCUGAAUCUGGCGCUCAUGACGGCAGGUUUCCCCGACGGGAUUGGAAGCGUUCUGAGUCAUGUCAACUGGGUCCGCCGCGAGAGACAGCGAUGGUUGGGCAAAUGCAUCGCAAUGGCUUCGGGGAAGCGGAAUCCUCACGGCGACAAAACAUCAGAAUCGUCCGGCGCUGCAAGCGCGUCGGACCCCAGCUCAGAGAAAGAACAGUUCUCAGCCUCCGGUUCCGCCAUGGAAUUUGAGUCAAGUAGAACAAGCUCGAAGUCACCCUCCGCGAUGGACAUCGGCUCGGGAAGGAGCUCUGCCAUGGACACGGCGCCGCCGUCCCCAUCGGAUUCCGCUUUCCAUCUCCCAGAUCAGACGCAAGCCUCUGGACAGUCGAGCGCGGACGGUCGCGAGUACCUCGCUCGAUGAGAAGGAUGCUAGCUCGCACUGAAG